This is a messenger RNA of Actinia tenebrosa (Australian red waratah sea anemone), 4142 nucleotides long. RefSeq names its product dystrophin. NCBI's taxonomy places the organism in Eukaryota, Metazoa, Cnidaria, Anthozoa, Actiniaria, Actiniidae. Gene Ontology annotation, molecular function: zinc ion binding; protein binding. The record is from RefSeq and is a predicted model, not a curated record. Gene Ontology annotation, cellular component: plasma membrane. Gene Ontology annotation, biological process: synaptic signaling.
CACGCUGCUAAAUUUCGAAGAGCAAGCAGUGAAUUUUCGUUUGGUAAACACAGCUUUUUGCUUCCUAUUUUGACUGCUUAAUGGCUGUAUAAAUAAGCUACAACAUGCCUGGCAUUACAAGUAAACUACCAGAGGGAUGGGAGCGUUCAGAAACGUCGAGCGGUAUCCCUUACUACAUAAACCAUGAGACAGAAUGCACUCAUUGGGAUCAUCCAGAAAUGGUGAAACUCAACCAGGAUAUAGCUGCACUGAACAACAUCAAAUAUGCAGCAUAUCGUACAGCAAUGAAAUUGAGAGCCAUACAAAAGAAGACACAGAUGUAUCUGUUAGAGCUUCCAGUUAUAAUAUCAUCUUUACAAGCUGAAGACAUUAGAGAUGGCUAUACAGAAAAUCCUCUCACRGCUGCAGAUGUACAGGAAAUUAUUUCUACAAUUUUUAUCAGUCAAAAUGGUGACAGACAGGACUUYAUCAACAUCCCCUUGGCUAGUGAUCUCACUUUUAACUGGAUACUCAAUGUCUUUGAUCCGGGACGAACAGGAUUUGUACAAACUAUUUCUCUUAAGGUUGGACUCUCCUUUAUGUGUGCAGCAAACUUGCAGGACAAGUAUAAAUAUAUUUUUAGGCAAUUGUGUAACAGCAAUGGUGUCAUGGAUAGGAAAUGUCUGAAGCUUUUUCUGCAAGAAGCUUUGCAGAUUCCAAAAAAUAUUUCUGAAAAUGCAGUUUUCUGUGGGACCAGUGUAGAACCUGCUGUUAGAAACUGCUUUGAAAGGAAUGCAGGAGCAAUGAACCAAAUAAACCUGGAUGAAUUCCUUKACUGGAUGAUUGCCGAGCCACAGACUAUAGUAUGGCUACCCACCCUACACAGACUAGCUGUCUCUGAGUCUGUAAAGCACGAGGCCAAGUGUAACAUUUGCAAGUUGUAUCCUAUUGUAGGAUUCAGAUUUAAUUCUAGUACUUGCAAAGAAUGCUUUUGGUCAGGGCGUGUCAAUAAAGGGCACAAAGUAGGCCACCCUACUCAGGAAUACUGUCUGGCACCUUCACAGAAAGAGGACAUCAAAGAUUUUGCCAAGGUUAUGAAAAAUAAAGUCAGCAAGAAGAAGAAGAGCCCUAAGGAUCCUGCAAAAGGAAGAUACAUUUCUAUCGCCAAUGAGGAUGCCCCACCUUCUAAUGAGGAACUUGCUAGUUACGACGAAAUCGAUGACAAGCCAAGAUACUCAACACCAAUACACAGACCAGAUUUGGACGAACAUCGAGGGCCAAUACAUCACCAUUACCCAUCUAGUCGAUCUGAAGAACCUUUUCMAACGGAAACUACUCUACAGCUUCGUAGCCCAACCGAAGUUGGACAUGUCCUAGAUCCAAGUCAGCAAGACGAACUAGAAGGUCUAAUAUCUAACCUAGAGAAUGACAACAGAGCUCUUCGCGACGAGAUCGACCGCAUUCACCAACUGCAGCUCCAGAACCUCAGUCUUAGCACGUUGGAUAACUCAGACGAAGCAGAUCUGCUGCGUCAGCGGAAAGAGCGGCUCUUGGCUCGCGAAGAAGUGCUCGAGUCACACAAUCAACAGCUAGAAAUCCAACUCAAUCGACUGAGAUCUUUAUUACAUCAGGGCGGAAGUGGUGUUGCCGCGCAAAAGCCAAGAUCUUCACAACGCACAGACAGCGUUCUUUCRGCAACUAUUCCUUACCAACCAACGCCACUACCAAGAGCAGUAUCCCCUCAAACUCGAGGCUUCAGUACCGAGCAGAACAGAGAACACGCACCAGGACUUUAUAAUCCUACSCAAAUACCAAGGGUUUCAUCCUYACAAGCACGUUCACAACCGACCAUGACGUAUCCCCCCGGAACUGAUAGAAAUGGUACUGAAAUCAGGGGGGUGUCUGCGAACCAAACCAGCCCAAAUCAGGAAGACUACUCUUCGCGUUUCCAGCCAACUGGGUCUCUUCCCGGGUUGCGGACAGCUGAUAAUGAAUUCAGGGGGGUGUCACCCCAAAUAGGACAACAAUACCUACCAGCGGUUGGUGCAUCUCCGUACUUWUCGACYCCYGCAGUAAAUGGWCAGGUGACUUCRAACAUGAGUUUUAACGCWCCUUCUUCGUCUGUGCCACCAUUACAGCGGUUUUCGCCGUCUCAUCCUGGAUUUGGAAGCCCCACGAGGAUCGAUUCGUCACGCCAGGAGGCUGAACUACAGAACAUCGUGGAUUGCAUGACGAGUUCUUUUCCUCUCGAUGCGGAAUCAGAUAUUUCCAUGGAAAUCCACAGCGACUUAUUUCUAGCUGCUGCCAUGGUGGGAGAAGCAAUGCAGUCGUUAGUAUCAGCGGUCUCCCGGCAGAGAGGCCAUGAUUAUUCCGAUGCGUCGCUCUCCUAUAAUAACUACACAACAGACAAUCAGCAUGCAACCAAUAGUAGUAUACCGAUGGUUAGGAAUGAAGGGCACUCGUUUGAUAGUYCUUCAGGAUAUGUGGAGGAAUAUGGUCCUUUGUAAGUAAAAUGCCAUCCAAGGAUUCAGACUGGUGCGAUAAUUAUGUGACAAAUAAUAUAUUUUCAUGGUUUGUUCGUAUGGUGACUACCUGUACUACUGUUGACAGGAAAAAAUCGUAAGACAAAGGAACCAUCUAUUCCAGGCAUUACCAUGUUCAAGGUCACUGCUCGUUCCUAGCAGGCAAUAACAUGCAUAUUGACAGGUUCUCAUGCAUGUUAAUAACGAUCAAACACCCAUCAAACGAUCAUGAGACGAAGGACCAUCCACUACAGACAUGACCAUGGCAGGGUGGAAAGUCAUUGCUCGUUCCUAGCAGGCAAUAACAUGCAUAUUGACAGGUUCUCAAACAUGAGGGAACCACGAUCAAACACCCAUCAAACAAUCAUGAGAGACAAAGGACCAUCCACUACAGACAUGACAAUGACAGGGUGGAAAGUCAUUGCUUGGUCCAUGCAGGCAAUAACAUGCAUAUUGACAGGUUCUCAAGCAUGUUAAUUACGGACCAAACACCCAUCAAACGAUCAUGAAAGAAUCUACAACUUGUACAACACCAUGCUUUGUUAUGAAAUUCCACAGACUUCAAAGUCAACCAAUUAUGUCCCAUAUUAGUCUUUAAAUGAAAGACAUAAAUUGCUACUUAAAAGUCCAGUGUAAAAAUUAUUUCUAAAAGAAAAAACCCUGUUUUUAGACUUGUCAUCUUUUAAUAUCUUUAUUACUCUAUGAAGUUCAUCUCAUGCAUUCAUUUUGCAGUCUAUAUAUUACAGUACAGACCUCCCUCAGUUAAGGUUUAAGGUUUGUCUAAAGACCUUGUUUAAGUCCAUGAAAAAUUCCCCAAAUACUUACAAUAUUGACAUAUUUCUGAAAACCUAAAUGCACACUUAAACUGUACAUAAAACUGAGAACUCUGUUUCUACAAGCUCUGCCUAAAUUGAGUACAAUAAAUUUGUAUUUUUUACAUAACUUCUUAAGUCUAACUCCCCUUCGAAGGGUUGUUUAGGGGAUGCCAUUUGCCAUUUUUGCUACACAGGUUUUCAAUUAGUUUUUGAAUCAAACUUCUUUGUUUUUCAGUCUGUUUUUCAAGAGAGUUUGCUAAGCUUUCCCCCAUGUUGAAAAGAAAAUUUCAUCCCCUCAAUCCCUUGCAAAGAGCAAUAUUCCCAAUUUUAUUCUCAUUUUUUGAGGUAAAAAGAGGUAGAAGAGGUAAAAAGACCAACAUGCAUCAUCAAUUUUGUUAUCUAAAAAAACUGAUCAUAGUUUUAAAACUUAACAAACUGCAUUAUUUAGGAAACUUUUUCUGGUUAGUUCAUAAAACUGAGCAUACCCUUGAGUCUUACUGUGCCGAUACUCCAACCAGGACUACUUUGGUAAACUACUGUAGUCUCAUUAGCCAAUCAUAUUGUGACAUUUAUUUUAAUAUUUUUAACCAGCCAAUCAGAUAGCACAUUGAUAUAAUGAGAGCGUGAGAAUGUGAUAAUCUGAUUGGCUAACACUGUUAUCGGUUAAAUCUCUGUCUAAAUUACUGUUAGCUGAUUGGUCAGUUUUAUUCAAGUAGUCCCGGUUAGUGUGUCUGCACAGUAAGUCCAUUUUCAUCAAACCCAAAGGAAUAAAAAGUUUAUAUAAAAAGGAGAAGAAAGGAAUAAAGAAUCUGCAUUUCAAAAAUAA